Chlorocebus sabaeus (green monkey) is the source of this 2486-nucleotide messenger RNA. RefSeq names its product proline rich 11 (gene PRR11). Gene Ontology annotation, cellular component: nucleus; cytoplasm. The record is from RefSeq and is a predicted model, not a curated record. NCBI's taxonomy places the organism in Eukaryota, Metazoa, Chordata, Mammalia, Primates, Cercopithecidae.
AAGACACAAAACGCCGCAGGAGGAUUGGCUGCUGUGCACAUUUUUUUUUCCAUUGGCUGCCCCCUGCUCUCUACUUUUAAUUUUAUAGUUAGGGCUCUGCAGAGAAGAGCUUGAGAUUGGUGCAAUCGGAAGAAGAGCCAACCAAUCACACCAGAGCUUCCACCGACGGCAGACGGGACGUAACACACCUUCUUUCCCCUCCUGCUUUCCUUCCCCUUCUCUCCCGCCUUCCCCUUAUUCAUACCAGAAGCGCCUCAGCUCUGAUUGGCUGGAGCUCUGUGCUAUCUCAGCCAAUCACAAGCCGGGCUGUGCUCCUACGCUAUGUAAAGAGCGAAUCGUGCAGAGACCGUGUCUACGAUUGGUCUCUCCUUGACAAGGAUUUAAUUUUGAAUUUUUCUUUAUGGCGUGGGAGAGGCCACAGCCCGGACUCCAUCGACUGCCCCGACUCUUAGACUAACAUCAUGCCCAAGUUCAAACAACAAAGACGAAAGCUAAAAGCCAAAGCCAAAAGAUUAUUCAAAAAAAAAGAAGCCUCCCACUUUCAGUCCAAGCUAAUUACAUCUCCUCCUCCACCACCCUCGCCAGAAAGAGUCAUUAUUUCUUCAAUAGAUACAUCUCAAAGCAGAAGCUGGCUAAGAUCAUCCUGGAACUUCAAAUUUCCUAACAUCAGAGAUGCAAUAGAACUUUGGACAAAUAGAGUGUGGUCUCUAUACAGCUGGUGCCAGAACUGCAUAACCCAGAGUUUAGAAGUAUUGAAAGACACCAUCUUUCCAUCUCGUAUCUACCACCGAGAACUUUACAGUCUAAAACAACAGUUCUGCAUUUUGGAAAGUAAAUUAUGCAAGCUCCAGGAAGCACUGAAGACCAUCUCAGAAAGUUCUUCCUGUCCAAGCUGUGGUCAAACAUGUCACAUGAGUGGUAAACUUACAAAUGUGCCUGCCUGUGUUCUCAUGACCCCUGGAGACUCCAAAGCUGUGCUUCCUCCCACACUGCCGCAGCCAGCCAGCCAUCUUCCUCCUCCUCCUCCUCCACCUCCACCUCCACCUCCACUUCCACCUCCGCCACCUCCUCGACCACCAGUAGCACCUGUGUUGCUCAGAAAACCCAGUCUUGCUAAAGCACUUCAGGCUGGACCAUUAAAAAAAGAUGGACCCAUGCAGAUAACAGUUAAAGAUCUGCUGACCGUAAAAUUAAAGAAGACACAGAGUGUAGAUGAAAGGAGGAAGCUUAUACCAUCGCCGAAAGCACGGAAUCCACUAGUUACUGUCUCUGACUUGCAGCGUGUUACCCUGAAACCUAACUCCAAAGUGUUAUCAACUCGAGUUACAAAUGUCUUAAUUACUCCUGGAAAAAGUCAGAUGGAUCUGCGGAAACUGCUUAGAAAAGUCGAUGUAGAGAGGAGCCCAGGUGGAACCCCUCUUACCAACAAAGAAAAUAUGGAAACAGGAACAGGACUGACUCCAGUGAUGACUCAGGCCUUAAGGAGAAAGUUUCAGCUGGCUCACCCUAGAAGCCCAACUCCAACUCUGCCACUUUCUACAAGCAGCUUUGAUGAACAAAACUGAUGCCAACUCUGCCUGACUCCAUGUGAUGAUCCAUAAAAAAUACAGAUAAAAACACCCAGCCAGGCACAGUGGCUCACAACUGUAAUCCCAGCACUUUGGGAGGCUGAGGUGGGUGGAUCACCUGAGGUUAGGAGUUCGAGACCAGCCUGGCCAACAUGGUGGAAUCCCAUCUCUACUAAAAAUACAAAAAUUAGCUGGGCAUGGUGGUGGGUGCAUAUAAUCCCAGCUAUCUGGGAGGCUGAGGCAGGAGAAUCGCUUGAACCCAGGAGGCAGAGGUUGCAGUGAGCCAAGAUAGCGUCAUUGCAUCCCAACCUGGGCAACAAGAGCGAAACUCCAUCAAGGAAAAAAAAAAACCCAAAUCCUUUUUUUUAAUGUAGUAGGGUAUAUAUAUAGAUAUACUAAUAUAAUUCCAUUUGGAGAAUUAGAGUAUGUAUGGAGCGCACAUAUACUGUGAUAUAAAGUGGAUACAGAUAUUUGGAUAUUUUCUAGUUUGCAUGAUCAUCAAGAGAACCAGAUGGGAAAAUACAGUCUCCAAAGUGAUGUUUAUCCUGGAAUUACCCAAUUUAGGUUGGAGAGGUUGUUAAAAUUUAACUAGAUGACUCAGUUUAUACUGUAUAGGUGCAGUUAUGACAGUAAUAAAAUAGCCUCUUGGCUCAUACCUAUAAUUCCAGCACUUUGGGAGGCUAAGGUAGGAGGAUUGCUUGAGCCCAGGAAUUCAAGACUAGCCUGGGCAAUAUAGGGAGACCCCGUCUCUAUUAAAAAUACAAAAUCAGCCAGCUAUGGUGACACCUGCCUAUAGUCCCAGCUACUCAGGAGGCUGAGAUGGGAGGAUCACUUGAAGCUGUAGUGCACUAUAAUUAUGCCUGUGAAUAGCCACUCUACUCCAGCCUGGACAACAUAGCAAGACUCCAUCUCUAAAAA